Molecule: messenger RNA, 1591 nt
Organism: Marchantia polymorpha subsp. ruderalis
Lineage: Eukaryota; Viridiplantae; Streptophyta; Marchantiopsida; Marchantiales; Marchantiaceae
Source: the annotation of a GenBank genome assembly
GGAGAAUGAAAUAUCUUCGGCUGCUGUGACCUACACAAACUCUUUUGGGUUCUCUGGUAGUCACACCCGGGCUUCAGGUUUAUCUUCAAAAGAUAUAUCCGUUUGUGCAAAGUACAUGUCCCUAUUGGGCACAGGGGUCUCUAGACAUCAAGCAUCAUCAUUAAGCAUCAUUCGCAUAUGGCGAGCCUGUGGCCACCUGCAUUCAGUAGACGAUGGCAAAUGUUUCUUUUGAUUCGCCCAGGCUGCCGAGCAAUGUGCGAAGGGAUUAUGAUAGGGUAUGCUUGUGCUGGAGUGACUCAGCCGUCAUCACGCGUGCUGAGUCAGGACGCCACCGUGAGGAGGAGGUACUUCUACUGCUCAGAUUGUACGAGACUUUUCAUCAUUUAGGCGGUGGAAGCAGUUGCGAUACGAUUCCUCCCACAGUAUGCAACUCUGAAAUUCUGACAUAAAUAUGUUCUAAGAUGGCCGAUCAGUUCAAGCACCUCAAUGUCAGCAACUGAGCAACUUAUCCAAUUUCAAAAUUACAGCUGCCUCCAGCAUCGACUUUACAGUCACGUCUUGUAUCGUUUCAUGAACCGUAGAGCCGCUCUCCACCCGUUCUCCAUCUUUCCGUUUCGGUGACUUCUGCUCCUUAACCCGAACAGGUCGUGGGAGCUGGAACAAAUGCACUAAACCUUCUGGUCGCAGAUGUAAUCGGAUUGAAUAUGAAAAGCCUUAUAUGGAAUUUCAGGGACUGACAGAUAGAAGCUAUAUGAGUUUUUUCAGAGCAAUUGGAAUCUAAGUGGACGUUGCAAAUACAGCGGGCCGGACAUGGUGCAAUGAGAGUUUGGUGUAGUCCACUGAGCAGAGAUAGUUUAGACUAUGUCUGCUCUGUGGAUUGUUUGUUGAUCCUCUUGUUUGCUUCUUUCAGAUGAACCUGCCACUAUAUUGUGACGAUAUUUCAAUCGUUUGAAGGGAAUUUUUUUCGAGAAAGUUAUUAAAAGUGGUCUACAGGAAGCAGUUUUCCGAUUUUAUGCGUUGCUAAGUUUUUAUUGCCUCGAGGAACUUUUGGGUGAGAAGAGAAUACUUUUCGUUAAAGCAAAGACGAUUUUGUUCUUCACACAUCGCGUGACAAGCUUUCAAUUACGUGCCAUCAAUGUCUGAAGUGUUGCUUCCAGUACAGAGAAAAAAUCGUGAAACAAUGCCGAGUAGACUAACAGACGCAUCUUAUCUGCUUUUUGCUUACAAUCGCACUCAUGAGACGAUGCAGACGCAUGGGAAAGCAUGCUCCAAUGUCAAGUGGAGGAGAGAUUCUGUGCUACAAUAGGUGGACUUUUUCGUACUUUCACAUGCACAGAACUAAAAGAAUAACGCCCAGUUGAUGUAGCAUAGAUGGGAUCUUUGGAUAUGUAAUCGAGGUCUGUAAGUCCAAAGUCUCAGUCGUCGCAACUAGUCCGAUACUAUAUAUAAAUGUUUGAUACUAUAUAUAUACUUGACUUCUCACCUGUGUGGACCACAGACACUUCGACAGAUCUUUGAGAUUUAUCAUUUUUAUUCAAGGAUCAUAUAUAUGAAAACCGUUAGACCUUUACAAGGAUUUGAUUUUGUGAAG